Messenger RNA from Paecilomyces variotii, 2047 nucleotides. RefSeq lists its product as hypothetical. Bases 320 to 1876 code for a protein of 518 amino acids. NCBI's taxonomy places the organism in Eukaryota, Fungi, Ascomycota, Eurotiomycetes, Eurotiales, Thermoascaceae. The transcript is spliced from 2 exons. The record is from RefSeq and is a predicted model, not a curated record.
UCUAGAUAGUACUUAUUAUUAGCGCUUCAAUCCUCCUUCCUGACCAUCUCCCUGCUCGUGAAGAAUUCUUGCUAUUCGUAUGGAUUGCAGAGCUGUACACACUCCUUGUCUAAUCUAAUCCUCGAUGAGAAUUAACACCCAAUGUCUUCAUUACCUCGCACCCUGAAGAGGGUGCUGUAAGCAUUAGAAAUGCUUUUCUUCUGAUUAGGAAUCCCAUCGCUAGUCCCUAUCAUAACUACGAAGUAUUUUCGGUAUGAGCACAUAGUAAAAGCUGUCGUACGAAUACUCUGUUAUCCGAUAAUCGACAAUCAGUAGCAACAUGAAUCUACGAGUGGGGUUGACCAAACCUCCGCGUCCUGUUAUCGCGAUUGCGGGGUUGGCAUGCGAAACCUCAACUUUCACACCGUCACGCACGCUUGCUCCGGCAUUUAAUCCAAAGCGCGGGAAGGAGAUAAUUGACAAAUAUGCAUUCAUCCAGCCUGGAACAGUCCUCGCUGAAGCCGCUGAUUGGCAUGGUGCCCUCAUCGGCCACGCGCUACCCGGCGGAAUCGUGACGAGGGCUGCUUUUGAGGAACUCGCAGAGGAGAUUAUUGCUCGCCUUAAGAAUAUUCUGACCUCAGUUCCAGUAUUACAUGGUUUGUGGUUCGAUAUCCACGGUGCCAUGUGCGUCGAGGGACUCGACGAUGCCGAGGCUGAGCUUCUUCGUCGCAUCCGGGCUGUUAUCGGGGGCGACGUGAUCGUUUCCGCAUCAAUGGACCUGCAUGGCAAUGUUUCUCGAGAGUUGGCUCAUCAGACUGAUCUGAUUACAUGCUAUCGAAUGGCACCUCAUGAGGAUGCGAGAGAGACCAAAAGGCGCGCUUGUAGUAAUUUGGUUGAGCUAUUGCAACAAGUAUGGGAAGGAGGACCUUCCCGACCGAUUAAAGCGUGGGUUCCCAUCCCAAUUCUACUGCCAGGAGAGCAGACUUCUACACGAGUCGAGCCUGCAAAACAUAUAUAUGGUACUAUCCCUAGCGUUGAGGACAGAGAGGGAAUCAUUGAUGCUGCAAUAUGGGUUGGUUACCCCUGGGCAGAUGAGCCACGAAACCGUGCAUCUGUCGUUGUAACAGGAUGGGACAAAGACACGGUGGUAACCGGUGCUCAAGAGCUAGCCCAUCUAUUCUGGGAUUCGCACACAGAUUUCAGAUUUGUUGGGCCUGCCGGGUCAUUCACAGAAUGUCUAGACAAAGCCAUGGCCUCAUCUGCCAGACCCUUUUUCAUAUCAGAUUCGGGGGACAACCCGACGGCCGGAGGUUCAGGGGACAUGACCUGGGGGCUUAUCAGACUGCUUGAACGACCAGAAUUCAAGAACCCUUCAGGACCCACUGUCAUAUAUGCGAGCGUCCCAGGACCGAGAGCUGUUCAGACUGCUGUGGAGGCAGGAAUCGACGCCAUCGUCACUGUAACUGCAGGUGCAGAGGUGGACAAUAUCCACUCGGGACCGGUCACCCUUACUGGUCGAGUGCAUUAUAUCAAGCACGGUGAUAGAGAUGCAGUGACAGAGGUGGUGAUUCAAGUGGGCAGUAUAUUUGCAAUCCUGACCAAGCUCCGUAAACCGUAUCAUUACGAGCAUGAUUUCACAGACCUCAACCUCCAACCCAGAUCGGCCGAUAUAGUGAUUGUGAAGAUAGGCUACCUCGAACCAGAGCUGUAUGAUAUGGCAGCGGACUGGAUGCUUGGGCUGACUCCAGGUGGAGUAGAUCAAGAUCUGGUACGACUGGGGCAUUGUCGAAUUCGCCGCCCGAUGUGGCCGUUUGAUAAACACUUUGCACAACAGCCGAAUCUAAGUGCACGAAUCAUCCCUAUGUCUAAUGAGCCAUUAACUGGACCAGAUGAUUAAUCUUUUGUUUACGGGCAAUUCUGGAAUGAUAUACUGUUGUGGCUUUUCUAACAGACAAGGAGAAUGAUUGAGAUUAAACUAAACUACCAUAUUGUGAUGCAUACCUGCAAUAACCCCAACUCACUAUCACUCCACGUUAAUCCGCCAAAUCCGUAUUGAUAGCAAUAAUAU